Molecule: messenger RNA, 618 nt
Organism: Micromonas pusilla CCMP1545
Lineage: Eukaryota; Viridiplantae; Chlorophyta; Mamiellophyceae; Mamiellales; Mamiellaceae
Exons: 1
Coding region: 1-618 (205 amino acids)
Biological process (GO): methylation
Molecular function (GO): protein-lysine N-methyltransferase activity; nucleic acid binding
Source: RefSeq, a predicted model, not a curated record
AUGGUCUUCGCGGAACCCUCCGCGUUCGGCGCGGACGGCGACGGCGAGAAGCUGAAGAAGAACCGGUUCCUCUCCACGACGAAGGAGGUCGAAGAUUUGAACCAGUACUGGUACUCGAACCGAACGAUCGCCGCGAUGGCGAGCGACGUCGAGGACCAGUGCUCGUCCCCGGACUCGAAGGCGUGCUUCCUGUCCACCCCGAGCGUGUACUUCUCCCUGAACAAAGACACGCGCGCGCGGUCGUGGUGCUUCGACCUGGACACGCAGUGGGCACGCGAGCCCGGGUUCGUGAAGUACGACUUCAACGACCCGAUCGGUUUCGACGGGUUCGACGACCUGAAAGGGACGUUCGACAUGGUGAUCAUCGACCCGCCGUUCAUCACCAGGGAGGUGUGGGAGAAGUACACGACGACUGCGAAGGCGCUUCUGAAACCGGGGGGGAAGGUGCUGGCGAGCACGAUACAGGAGAACGCGCCGUUCGUGAAGGAGCUCCUGGGCGUGACCCCGCAAGUGUUCAUGCCGUCGAUACCGACGCUCGUGUACCAGUAUCAUCUGUACGCGAGCUACGAGUCGAAGUUUCUCGCGGAGAAAAACCCGGAGAUCCCGGAGUACGACUGA